CCAGUAAAAUAAAAAUAAUGUUUACAUCAUGAUUUUUGGGGUUUUGUUUGUGUGUUUGUUUGUUUAUCCAGGCGUAGCAGCAAUACGCCUCUGUAAAAUAUAAAAAGUUUACAAUCAUGUUUGUUUUUUUCAUUGCAGCAUCAAGCAAAAAGUCCAACAGUCUUUGGCUCCUCGGAUAUGACUCAGAGUGACUCCUCGCUCUCAUCGCAAUAUCUCUGCUACGUCGUGACGCCAUCACGUCAGACGGGGAGUUCCGUGUUGACGCCACUGCUGUUUUGAAACCGUCGAAAUAAAACCUCCAUCUUUCUGUUUCUUCGUCCCCGUGUGUGUCUGUCCUCUGAGUGUCGGAGAUGAACAGCGUCGGGGAGGCCUGCACCGACCUGAAGCGGGAGUACGACCAGUGCUUCAACCGCUGGUUCGCCGAGAAGUUCCUGAAGGGGGACCGGAGCGGCGACCCGUGCACCGAGACCUUCCGCCAGUACCAGCGGUGCGUGCAGAAGGCCAUCAAGGAGAAGGACAUCCCGAUCGACGGCGUGGAGUUCAUGGGCCCCAACAAGGACAAGCCCGAGAGCUGAUCCCUGCCGAUCAUCAAUACUGAGAUCGAUACGCCAUAUGGACCGGAGACUGUGUCCACGAGGCCCGCUGAGCAUGCGCAGAAGCUGUGCUGCUGCUGCGGAUAAACACAGCGGGCUGCGGAGCCUGGACACUGAGUGUGUGUUCACACACACACAGACUGUUUUCUUUCCAAGCUGCUGCUUUUAUUCUGGAGUUUAACAUGACUGUGAGCUGCUGUAGCGACUGUAGGACGCAGCUGAUACUAGGUAUCGAUCAGUAACCAAUAGAUUGAUUGAUUGUUGAAGACACAGCUGAGCCUGUAGCUGCAGCUGCUGCACUGAUGCUUCUCUCUCUUUGUUUCACUGUAACUGAAUGUUUCUGGGUUUGGACAAAACAAGACGCUUGAAGGUGUGAAGAUUAAUAUAUUAACUGGAAGAAUUCACUACUGGAUUUAUCAAUAAUGGAAAUAAUAAUCAUGACACUCAGCUGAUCAUUGAAGUGACAGUUUGUCUAUAAAUUUGACUUUUUUAAA
Molecule: messenger RNA, 1087 nt
Organism: Epinephelus moara (kelp grouper)
Lineage: Eukaryota; Metazoa; Chordata; Actinopteri; Perciformes; Serranidae
Gene: triap1
Product: TP53 regulated inhibitor of apoptosis 1
Exons: 1
Coding region: 351-575 (74 amino acids)
Source: RefSeq, a predicted model, not a curated record